AGUUCAUCUUGGACGAUAAAGAUGGCUGACCCAAAAUAUGCUAAUCUUCCUGGGAUUGACCUCAACUCUCCAGAUGUCUUUGAGACGAAUGAGCUGCCUGAAGAUGACCAGGCUAUUCAUAAAGAUGCCACAGAUUUAAGUCCUGACUGUGUAGAGAAGUUGCCUAUAGACACCAAGGCUGCCCACGGUGUUUUCAAGGGGAAAGAGGCCAGCUCUUCUGGCAUAGACUUCUCGGACAGGAUCAGUAAGUCACGGCGCACUGGCUACGACGUUCAUCAGGCUGAAUAUGAAAUACUGGAACAGGGGUCAACGGCCAGGGAAACUCCUCAGCAGAAGUACCAACGCCUACAACAUGAGAUCCGUGAGCUUGCAGAGGAGGUGAACAAGAUCAAGGACACUGUGAAGGAUGAGAAGUCCACGGAGAAGCUGUCGCCAGUGCAGAUGGGGAAGCAGCUGGAGUACCUGCAACACCAGCUUGUGGACCUCCACCUGGAGAAGCUCCUGGGACCUGAGGCGUCCGUGGAUCUCUCCGACCCUCAGGGAGCGCUCAGAAAGCGUUUAAUGAGUCAGAUUGAUGCAUACAAGCCUGUUCAGGCAGCCAAGAAUGUGCCAGCCAAUCAGCAAGGAGGACCAGAUCAUGUGACUUAUGAGCUGUACUACAGACCUGAGCAAGCUCAGUUCAGUAAAAAUGCUCGGAUGGCAAGUCUAGAAGAGAGGCUGGAACGUCUGGAAGCUGUCCUAGGACAAAAUGGAGAUAAGAUGACACUGCUGACAAAUGACACUGACAACAAGAGCGUUGUGGGAGCCGUGAGUGUCCUCAACUCCAAACUGUCGCUGCUGGAGCAGAGUAACCUGGAACAGGUGGACAUCCGCUUACAGAGCGUGCUGCAGAAACUCACACAGAUAGCAGAGAAGAAGGCCUCACAGGAAGACGUGGAAAAACAGAAAAAGGUGUCCGAGUUAUACGAGCUAGUCACGAAGUGGGAGAGUGUUGCUGAUUCUCUUCCCCAAGUAGUUGACAGGAUGGUGGCUCUCAAAGAUCUCCAUGAACAAGCUCUACAGUUCAGCCAGGCCUUAACCCACCUGGACACAUCUCAGCAGGAGAUCAAUGGCAGUCUCAAGGCCCAUACAGACAUGCUGGCACAGCUCCAGACAACGUUCAAGCAGAACACCGACGCCAUUAAGAAGAACUGCGAAAGUCUAGAAGGCCGAAUAAAGACCCUGCAGAAGUAAUGGAAUGCUGACCAUGACGUUGUCUUAUUUAUUGAUGUGCAAUCUUCUCCUUCAUCUUUCAUGCCACUGGUUUGGAAGGGGUUUGUUACAGUUUGAUACAGAUAUGUAUGAAGAAGGCCGAUUUCUUGGAUCAGUUAAGGAUGAAUUAAGCCUAUUUAAACUAGGCUUAAAAGAAUAAAAGUCUUGGUUCUCAAGCACCACCCGCAUCAUCAUAGAGUCUGCUGCAUGUUUCAAUUUUAUUUCCA
Molecule: messenger RNA, 1478 nt
Organism: Haliotis rufescens (red abalone)
Lineage: Eukaryota; Metazoa; Mollusca; Gastropoda; Lepetellida; Haliotidae
Product: dynactin subunit 2-B-like
Exons: 13
Coding region: 22-1233 (403 amino acids)
Biological process (GO): mitotic spindle organization
Cellular component (GO): centrosome; cytoplasm; dynactin complex
Source: RefSeq, a predicted model, not a curated record